This is a messenger RNA of Pomacea canaliculata, 2561 nucleotides long. RefSeq names its product protein shisa-5-like. The transcript is spliced from 5 exons. Bases 108 to 686 code for a protein of 192 amino acids. Lineage: Eukaryota; Metazoa; Mollusca; Gastropoda; Architaenioglossa; Ampullariidae. The record is from RefSeq and is a predicted model, not a curated record.
CUUGUUGUGACGACGAGGGAGGUGCAGGCGUUGCUAGGUGCUGUAGGUAGACAGUGAGACUGUAGGUAGAGCCUCAGUCAGUCGGUGAUCACCAGACCAAGAGGAAGAUGGCGGCGUGGCUGUGCAGGGCCCUGGUCCUGAGUGUGAUGACAGGUGUGGCGGCAGGUGGCACCUACUGUGACAGCUACUCCUCCUACUACUACUCCUACUCCACUCUGUACUGUGAGUACGGGUGCUGCUCGGGUGACUGCUGUUCUUAUGGCAUGUAUUACAGCACUCUGGUCGGCAUCAUCGUUGGAAGCGUUAUCGGCGGCAUUCUCUUCAUCUCAGGCAUCGUCGCCAUCAUCUGCUGCUGCAUCAAGAGCCAGUCACGACCGGGCAGAGUGAUACAACCGACAACUGGUACCUCCGGCAACUUGACGGUCGUCAGCUCAGGGAGUCACAUGACCCAGGCGUGGUCAGCUCAGACAGGCCCCAGUGCUCCAUAUGGCCCUCAGUCUGGCCCACAGUAUGGCCCUCAGUAUGGCCCGCAGUAUGGCCCGCAGUAUGGACCACAGUACGGACCACAGUUUUCAGGGCCACCUCCUUACCAACCCUCCGGCAACAAGGGGGGACCACCUCCGCCCCCUCCAUCCUACAGCGACCCGGCGUAUCCUCCCACCGGCACCUCGCACCCGGCUUCGUAGGAGAAGGUUGAGCCUGUUGUACCCGUCAUGCACCACGAGCUGUGUGAGCGUGUGGGCAGCUGUCCUAGAACUUAGCUAAUAAUAACAGUUGUGAAUGUUUAAUGUAAACAGUAGACACACAUGGCUGACAGUUACACCAAGUAGUGUCAGUAGCCAAAUGAUGAAUGCAGUCGAUUCCGGUCAAUCGGACCACAUCCUUAAAAAAAAAGCUGAAACAAAUCCUAUUACAUAAGACUAAUAUUAUUCGCUAAUUUGGACGAAAAUUCCGUUUAAUCACACCAAUGAAAGUGAGAGCGAAUAAACAAAGCCAGAAGUCACCCGAGCAGAUCGGAUGUAAAGCGGGUCAGGGACCUGUGGGAGGAUCCCUGGGCUUCCCGGGAGGAGUUGUACUUUUAUCAAGAGUGAGGAAGCCAGCAAGUUGUGUUGACAAGAACAAGACCAGAGGGAGGGGAACACAACUACGACUAAAGUUCGCACGAGAAACUAUCAUUUCACCGCCACUUGCUUCAGACAAGUCAAACUUGAUGUCUGCUGGAUGCUGUUAGUGCCGGAGCUGUACCCGCUGAGCUUUGGCUCUUCCUCCUGACCUCCACAUCUUGACCCCGAAUCCCCAGGGUUUCAUCAGAGGACCUUAGUCAGUGAACUGUGGGUGUCUUGUCUCCUCUGCCACAGUGCCAGGGCGGGAUGUUAGCUGGACUGAUUAGUUCCCUGGAUCAGAUGAAGCAGCAGCCGCCAAACACUAGUCAGGGUUAGUUGCUGGAAAUGACAGCUGGACAGACACAAUGGCGCGCGAUGACACAAGACAAGCUGCCAGAGGACUGGGCAAUGAGAAGGACGACGAGGUCCUCAACAACGGAAGCAAGGGAAGGUCCAUGGUUAGUUGUUGUGGGUGUGUUGGCCACUCGUGUGUCACAAUAACGGUCACAGUGACAUCCUAGUGUGUGACGUAUAGCACGUGAAGUGGUGACACUGGACAUGUUGGUGUCACCGGACCACCCGGUCAUUAGGACCGAAAUGAUGGCGGCCCGGUGUGGUCCGAUUAACCGCAAUCGACUGUCUAGGUUGCACUCUCCAGGACACAAUAUCCUGUAAUGUCUGAAGGUUUCUGUUUCAAAUGUAGAUGCGAUGUAGACUAGAGCUGCUUCCAGCAAUGUCAGCCUGUGUGGUUACACCAUCAGCUUGUCUUUCUACACCAACAAUCAACAAAGGUCUCAACUGCUUUCAUUGUAUUAAUUGCCAGGUUUCCGUGAGAAGCAUUACAAACAAAGUAAUGAUGAAGGAAUAGAACUAUCCUGCAAAGAUGAAGACAUUGGAUAGAAUCUGACUAUCCUGUUUGUUGUCAGGGUCUUUGAUGUCGCUCGGUGCCAAGGUCUUGGCGAGACUGAAAAUAAGACCUGAGAUACUUGUUGUGUUGUCUGUUGGUGUUUUAGUGAUUUAAUAAUGUUGAUACCUGUAAUAUUCUGUGUUUACCUGUGGCUCAGCACCCUCCGGGCUCCCUCCUGUAGAUUGAGAGAGGAUUGUAGAAAGUGACAAACACACGAGGAGUGAACGAUGUGUAGAUACACACAUACAUGUUGAGUGAACUUUGUCUUUACAGUGCAUUCACUUACAUUCUGUCAGUAAACAAUGAAGGAUCCUGUGUGAACACGUGUUCACUGAGGUCACUGUGGUCACGUGCCAGGUCAGCACGUGUUGAGGUUUGAAUGUGACACCAAUGGCUAGAGGUGGAGGGAGGGCAAAGGUGGCCAUUGACAGGCUUGUGGAAAAUUUGAAUGUCAUCGUGUGUAUCCUGUCUUCAUGUGUAGAUAAGGUGUGUAUGUAUAUGUGUAUGUAUAUGUGUAUGUAUAUGUGUAUGUAUGUAUACAAUGCAUGUAC